AUGUCUUGGAAGCUCGGAAAGAAAUUCAAAGAAGGCGCCAACCUCGGCGCUCGUACGCCACUCGACCGUUCUGCCACACCCACUCCAGGCAACCCCGGCACAGAUGGCAGCGCUUCGUCUUCCUCCUCCAACCUCCUCGCUUCGUCGGAUGGCGCCCCCAUCCCUCGCUCCGGUCUCUUGACCAUCCGUGUCAUUGAUGCACGCGGUCUCUCGUUACCAGCGGGCAUGCAGACCCCUCCUGCCGUCGCACGAGCCCUCGCCCAGUACAACCCCAACGCAUCCUCACUCGCCCAAUCCUUUGGACGCGAGAACCGGCAGAGCAUGCAGCGCAAACAAUGCUGGUGGCUCCCCUACCUCGUACUCGAGUUCGACAAGAACGAGAUCCUCAUCGAUGCCAUCGGCGGUGACGUCCAGGGUCCCACCUGGAUGUUCCGCGCUCACUUUGACGUCUCGCGUAUCUCCGAGAUUAGUCUUCAGACCUAUUUGCGAUCCGGAGACGGCCAUCAGCAGCAGCAAGAAGCACAUCGCGACGGUCAAGGCGACGAUGUGAUGGGUGUCAGCGACAUCUACCUAGGAGGUGUCAAGUUUGUACCCGACUUUGAGAACCAGCGAACAUCGGAUGCGUGGUACCCGCUCGCCGGCGGUAACGGUCAGAUCCACGUCCAGGUGUCCUACCGCAGCGACUCACGCAGCUCGCUCAACAUGGACGCCUUCGAGCUGCUCAAAGUCAUCGGCAAAGGCAGUUUCGGCAAAGUCAUGCAAGUGCGCAAACGCGACACAUCCCGAAUCUACGCCCUCAAGACCAUCCGCAAGGCGCACAUCGUCUCGCGCUCCGAAGUCACCCACACGCUCGCUGAACGAACCGUCCUAGCCCAGGUCAACAACCCCUUCAUCGUCCCUCUCAAGUUCUCGUUCCAAAGUCCGGACAAGCUCUACCUCGUGCUGGCGUUCAUCAACGGCGGCGAACUGUUUCACCACCUCCAACGCGAGGGACGAUUCAACGAAGAGCGCUCGCGCUUCUACGCCGCUGAACUCCUCUGCGCCCUCGAGCACCUGCACGGCUUCAACGUCGUCUAUCGCGAUCUCAAACCGGAAAACAUCCUACUGGACUACACGGGUCAUAUCGCACUCUGCGACUUCGGCCUGUGCAAGCUCAACAUGGGCGAUCAGGAAACGACCAACACGUUCUGCGGUACACCCGAGUAUCUCUCGCCGGAACUGCUGCUCGGGCAGGGGUACACCAAGGCGGUGGAUUGGUGGACGUUGGGUGUGUUGCUGUACGAGAUGCUUACCGGGUUGCCGCCGUUCUAUUCGGAAGACGUCAACGAGAUGUAUCGCAAGAUCCUUCAGGAUCCUCUACGUUUCGGAGACGAAGUAUCUCCCGACGCACGCCACCUCCUCACCCUUCUACUCAAUCGCGAUCCCGCCCAAAGGUUGGGUUCCGGCAGUCACGGCGCGGCAGAUAUCAAAUCCCAUCCCUUCUUCGCCAAGCACAUCGACUGGAAGUUGCUACUUGCCAAAAAGAUCCCCCCGCCAUUCAAGCCGAGCGUCGCCAGCGCCAUCGACACGAGCAACUUCGAUCCCGAGUUUACGAAUGAGCCGCCCAUGGACAGUGUCGUGGACGAUAGCCACAUGCUGAGCGCGACGGUGCAGGAGCAGUUUGUAGGGUUCUCGUAUAACGCGCCGGGGGCGAUGGGGGGUGCGGGGGAGAGUUUGAGGGAUUGA
Kalmanozyma brasiliensis GHG001 is the source of this 1725-nucleotide messenger RNA. RefSeq names its product Protein kinase domain protein. Gene Ontology annotation, biological process: protein phosphorylation. NCBI's taxonomy places the organism in Eukaryota, Fungi, Basidiomycota, Ustilaginomycetes, Ustilaginales. The transcript has 2 exons. Gene Ontology annotation, molecular function: ATP binding; protein serine/threonine kinase activity. The record is from RefSeq and is a predicted model, not a curated record. The coding region runs from base 1 to 1725 and encodes 574 amino acids.